Messenger RNA from Aspergillus thermomutatus, 612 nucleotides. Its product is annotated as EXPERA domain-containing protein. The record is from RefSeq and is a predicted model, not a curated record. Gene Ontology annotation, biological process: sterol biosynthetic process. Bases 1 to 612 code for a protein of 203 amino acids. Gene Ontology annotation, molecular function: C-8 sterol isomerase activity; steroid Delta-isomerase activity; cholestenol delta-isomerase activity. Lineage: Eukaryota; Fungi; Ascomycota; Eurotiomycetes; Eurotiales; Aspergillaceae. Gene Ontology annotation, cellular component: endoplasmic reticulum; membrane. The transcript has 3 exons.
AUGACGAACUUAAUUCCCCAUCAUUAUUACCCUCCUACUAUUCGUCUGCCGCAUUAUGCAGCCAACGAGGCUUCGGUCUUGUCAUUGAUUGCUCAAUUUGGCUUCCUCUGGGCCGCUGUGCUUGGGAUAGCUUUCAUUGUCAUUCGGCGAUUGCGACCUGCCGCGAGUCGGUCAGAUCAACUGGCUUUUAUAUGGAUGUGCUUAACCGGAUUUAUUCAUCUGGUCUUUGAAGCAUACUUCGUUGUCCACCAUGAAUCCCUCGCCGGCUCCCAGGAGUUAUUCGGCCAGCUGUGGAAAGAAUAUUCCCUCUCUGACUCGCGUUACUUGACCUCAGAUUCAUUCCUCGUCGCCAUGGAGGCAGUCACGGCGUUCUGCUGGGGACCCCUCGCAUUCUUCAUCGCAUACUGCAUUGCGGUCAAUCAUCCCCUCCGCCAUGCCCUCCAGCUCAUUCUGUCACUCGGACAGGUCUAUGGGGAUGUCCUUUACUACGCCACGAGUAUGUUCGACCUCUAUUUCCACGGUGUGUCGUUCUGUCGGCCAGAGGGCUAUUACUUUUGGUUCUACUACUUCUUCAUGAACUUUAUUUGGAUUGCGAUUGGCUCCUGUUCGUAG